Messenger RNA from Podarcis muralis (Common wall lizard), 3106 nucleotides. RefSeq names its product epoxide hydrolase 2 (gene EPHX2). The record is from RefSeq and is a predicted model, not a curated record. NCBI's taxonomy places the organism in Eukaryota, Metazoa, Chordata, Lepidosauria, Squamata, Lacertidae. Gene Ontology annotation, molecular function: catalytic activity.
GCGUGGCCUCGCCUUCCCCUCAGAGUCUCCUCAGAGAUUCUUUUCCCUCAGAGCGUCUCUGGCUCGGGAGGCGAUGGCGGCGAAGCGGCGGGCGGUGCUCUUCGACCUGGGCGGCGUCCUCUUCGGCAGCGGCCUCCCGGGAGUCUUCCGGCAGCUGGAGCCGUCGCUGGGCCUGCCCGGCGAUUUCUUCCAAAAUGCUGCCUUGCAAGGAGGCAUUGAUGGACACUUCUCCAAAGCGAUGACGGGCCAGAUGGCACUCACUCAGAUGAUGGCCGACUUUGAAGAAGACUGUAAGAAGGCUGCUGGUGCCUCUGGAGCCUCCCUCCCAAAACAGUUCUCGGUGGCUCAGAUCGUUGAGAAAUUGAUGGAGGAACAUUCCUUCAAUACCGCUUUCCUGCGGGCAGCUGUGGUGCUCAGGGAGAAUGGCUUCAAGACAGCUGUCCUGACCAACAACUGGGUUGAUGACAGCCACUUCAGGCACCGUACAGGCCUUGCCCUUUGUCUGCUGAACAGAUAUUUUGACCGGGUGAUUGAGUCAUGCCGUGUCGGUCUGCAGAAGCCAGAUCCCAAGAUCUAUGAGUAUGCACUGGAUGUGCUGAAAGUGAAACCUGAAGAGGUUAUUUUUCUGGAUGACACUGGCGCAAACUUGAAGCCCGCUCGGGAGAUGGGCAUGGCCACCAUCCUCGUGAAAGAUUUUGACUCUGCUCUGAAGGAGCUGCAGGACCUGACGGGAGUUCAGCUUCUUGAGCAGGAGGAAUGCCUUCCGCCCGCCUGUGAACCGGAGAGUGUGGUCCACGGCUAUGUGGCGAUCAAGCCUGGUACCCGGCUGCACUUUGUGGAACUGGGUAGUGGUCCGGUCGUUCUCCUGUGCCACGGCUUCCCAGAGUCCUGGUUAUCUUGGAGGUACCAGAUCCCAGCUCUAGCUGACGCUGGCUUCCGUGUCAUUGCCGUGGAAAUGAAAGGAUACGGAGACUCCACAGCUCCCCCAGAGAUAGAGGAAUAUUCCCAGGAAGAAAUAUGCAAGGAUCUGCUGGUCUUCCUGGACAAAAUGGGCAUCGCCCAAGCUACCUUCAUCGGCCACGACUGGGGUGGUGUCACGGUGUGGCACAUGGCUCUCCUUUACCCAGAGCGAGUCAGGGCAGUGGCUGGACUGAAUACUCCCUACAAGCCUCCAGAUCCCGCAGUGGAUGUAAUGAAAAGGAUUGAAUCCAUACCUGUCUUUGAUUAUCAGCUCUACUUCCAGGAGCCAGGAGUUGCAGAGACUGAACUGGAGAAGGACAUCAGCAGGACUCUGAAGUUCAUGAUCCGGUCGAUCCGGAAGGAGGACAAGAUAAACGGCCCUUCGCUUGAUGUCAGGAAAUGCCGGGAGCGAGGAGGACUGCUGAAAGGACUUUCCGAAGACGCACCCCCAAGUUCUCUCCUGCCAGAGCCUGUACUGCAGUACUAUCUCCAACAGUUUCAAAAAUCUGGAUUUAGAGGACCACUGAACUGGUACCGAAACAUGCAGGCGAACGUGCGCUGGGGAUCCCGUGCAAGGAGCUGGAAGAUCAGAGUUCCUGCUUUGAUGGUCACUGCUGGGGGGGACACAGUCCUGUCCCCGAAAUUGAGCAAAGGCAUGGAAGAAUGGAUUCCACAUCUGAGCCGUGGGCACAUUGAAGAGUGCGGACACUUCACGCAGAUGGAGAGGCCUGCGGCUUUGAACAAGAUCCUCAUCGAGUGGUUGCAGGGCGUUCACAAGGAUGUGCCACUGCAGUCAAUGGCCAAGCUCUAAGCAGGACCCGGGCAGCAAGCCUGGCUCAAGCGCUGGCGGUUGGCUUUGGGAAGAAGCCAUUGCGGAUGUGCUCUGAAGGGCUGUGGGUGCUUUCGGAAACAAAAUGGAUUUUCACGUUGGUGGUGUGGAAAAAAAAUGUGUUACAGUGGUAUCUUGGUUUUCGAACGUCUCCAUUGCCAAACGUUUCGGUUUUCAAAUGCCAUAAACCCAGAAGUAAAUGCUUCGGUUUUCAAACACUUUUUGGAAGUCAAACAUGUCACGUGGCUUCCAUAUCGAGUUUUCUGUAUUGAGAUUUCCGUUCUGAGGCUUCUGUAUUGAGAUUUCCGUUUUAGAACGUUUCGGAACUCAAACGGUCUUCCGGAACGGAUUACGUUCGAAAACCGAGGUACCGCUGUAUAAUGUAAUUCGUUCUUAACAACAGAAAAUGGACUAACAAUCAUGUUUUAAUAGCACAAAGCCCAAAACACCAGAAAAUAGCCCCUUCCCCACAAGUUCUCAGCUCAUAUUGAUUCUGCUGAAAGUUUCGUAAGUGAGAGAAUAAUUAUAUUUUUAAGAAAACUGUCCAAGAUAAUUCACCUGGCUUAAGAGUUUCGGGUCCAACACACCAUGGUUUAUUGGACUGAGAAUAAGCACUUCCUCCUCCUCCUCCUUGAAUCAAAGAAUUGUAGAGUUGGAAGAGACCCAAAGGACCAUCUAGUCCAACCCAGGCACCUACCUGAAGAGGAGGCCCAAGAUGGUGAUUGUUGUAGUGCAGCAACAUUUGCAAGGCCACAGGUUCUCCACCCCUCCUGUAAGAUUUUGAAGAUUUGGUUGCAAUUGUGUAAGCCCAGAAACCCCCCAAAGCCAGAGAAUCUGUUCACGAAGAUUUCCACCAAGUGAGGGUGAGGUUUCUGUGCUCCUUUGCCUUAACUAGGAAAAUCAGGACAAAUCAUGUAGAAUGGGGGAGAGUAUUAUGCAAAUUCUGGGCUCAGAAGUUGGCGUCAGGAUUCUAACACAGAGCUGUGCCUAACCGGAGGUCCCAGGCACUGAGUCUUGGGCCUUCCAUGUUCCAUGAAAAACAUGUGCCUUACUGCUGAACAAACAAACCCAGCCCUGCCUUAUGCUUCUGCAGCUUCAGAUUGCCUUAGGAAUCUCUCUGCUGCUUUUAUUGCUGCAAGAACUACUUGUAGAAAAUCAGUAACUGGAAUAAAAAAAGAAGUUUACAAACUGCGUUUCUUUUUAAAAAAUUAUUUUAGUACAAUUUUCAUUAUUACCAUUUCCAAAAAUCACAUUCACAUUCAAAUGUAAAUUUCCACGGUUAAUAUCUUUCUUUUAAUAAAAACAUUCAACAACUUC